AUGGCCUUGCUUACUUGUGGCUCAGUGGUAGAGCGGCAUCAGAGGGCGGAAUCCGAAGGUCUGAGGUGUGCAACAUGUGAAACUGCCAGCAGACAGUCAAAAAAGCCUCGCAUACACGACUGCAGACUCAACUGGGAAGGCUCGUCAAAAGCUAUGGAAGCUGAUGUUUGUGUUGAUCUAGUCAAAAGGCCUCCCUGUGGCAAGGAUCUGACAGACAAAAGCUUGAGGCAGUCCCUGGGAAAGAUCAUAGAAGUUUAUGCUUCAAAUGCCAAGAAGCUAGCUCCCCUUGGGUCAAGCCAGGCAAAUGAAGCACUCCACAACACUAUAGGAAGCAAAGCUCCAAAGAUCAGACACUACAGAUCUAGCAAAAACAAUGACUUCUGUGUUGCAUGUGCUGUUGGCCAAAAGAACUUAGGCCAUUCUUAUGUUUCUCAGAAACAUCCAGAAGGGGGUAAUGAUGCCGAAAUCCUACAAAUUACAGCAACAGAUGGUAAAGAUGAGUUCUUUAUUUAUGUCAAGCCUUAUCAUGUAAUAUCACCAGAAGCAUCUGAUGUGAACAAACUCACCUUCCAAAGAGGAAUGAUGUUUCAUGAUGGGAAGCCAAUUACUGAUGCCAUUGCAAUUGAUGUGACCCUGCAGAACUUCAUUGAGUGGCUGAAAUCAAGAAUGCCUUGCAUUUUAGUCGCGUACAAUUGCAAAUCCUUUGAUGCCACGUUCUUGGUACAAGCAGCAGAGAAAAAUGGAGUCAUAGAUGACUUAGCUAAAACUGUUUCUGGCUUUACAGACUCUAUUCCAGCAUUCAGGGAAUUGCCUCCUAAAAGGAAAUCCCAUAGCCAGGAAAACCUUGUACAAGAUCUUCUGUGUAAAUCCUAUGAAGCUCACAAUGCUCUUGCAAAUGCGCAAAUACUCUACCAGCUGGUGAACAAGUUUCUAAAUGUCAAACUGCUACAAAAGCAGAGUUUCAAAGUUUCAUGGGUGACAUCCUAUCAAAAGCUCCUAAAAGAAAAGAAACUUCUGGUUAAUACCCCACAGCCAUUAGUCAGAGAUAAGUACAUUUCAGCCUUGAUGGCCAUUAAGUGUGCAAGCUCAGAGCGCGCUGUACAAAGAGAUCUUCAAGGAGGAAUAAGCAUAGGAACAGCUGCCAUGGAAGAUAUUUCUGGUACAAAUCCUAUAGAAAAGGCGGGUUUUUUCUCUCUGAUAACUUUCUCUUGGCUGAAUGAUGUUCUCAAGCUUGGUAAUAAACAGCCCUUAGACGAAAGCCUUUUAUUCCGGGUGGAUACUUCGAAUCGAACAGAAAGACUAGUUACUGAAUUGGAACGAGAAUGGGUCGUGGAGAAAAGAGCAACUGCACACCAACGAACAAAGCCUCGCUUAUGGAGGGCCAUGAUGAGAACGAUUUCCCGCCGAGAUUAUGUCAUUAUGGCAUUACUAAGGCUAUGUUACUCACUGACAUUGCAUGCGCUACUUCUGUUGAUAUGGUACUUCUUGAGAAGUAUUUCUACAGGCACAGGUAUCAGUUACAAGACAUCUCUGCCCUUUGUCAUUGGUAUUUUUCUGGUCACCAUGAUGAGAACUGUCGUGCAAUCCAAAGCCAUGUUUAAGGCGCACGUAUUAGCCAUAAGACUGAAAGUUGCCGUGGUGGGACUCAUUUAUAAGAAGAUUCUCAACAGUCAGAGAUGCACCUUAGAAGACUCGCUUUCGGAGAACACUAUCAACCUUGUUUCCAACGAUGCUCAAAGUAUUGAGGAGCUGGGUUAUGUCUUGUAUUCAUUUUCAUUCGCCUUUGUAGACCUCAUUGCCUCUUUGGCUCUUGUAUGGUACUUAGUGGCCUGGCAAGCGUUGUUAGGAAUUUCCUUUUUUCUUGUCGUCGUUGCUUACGGAUCCUUCAUAGCUCGUGAAACUGGGAAAAUACGCCACCGGGCUGCUGCAGUAACUGACGAGAGGCUGAAGAUAAUGAAUGAGAUCAUCUCUGGUAUCCGCAUGGUGAAAAUGUACGCUUGGGAAUGGAACUUUAGGGAUCUGGUUGCACAAAUAAGAAGGAAAGAGAUCUCUCUGAUUCGUAUACGAGGAUUCUUCAUCUCCAGUAUCUACGCACUGUUCUUCACCAGCUCCACGAUUGCAGGUUUUAUUUCAGUCGUAACGCUGCUCCUUACAGGGAAUCUGCUGACCUCAUUUAUGGCUUUUACAUUGCUUUUGGUGUUGAGUAACACUAAAAUGGUGGUGACAAUAUUCCUUGUUCAUGGAUUGCGCUACAUUGCCGACGCAAGGACGGCUUGUUGCAGAAUGCAGAGGAUACUAGAAAAGAAUUCCUUGUCAAAGAUGCAAAUAGAUCACGGCGAUACAAUAUUGCCCUUUACAGACCGAAGAAAGCGAUCGAAUUUUGUCAGAAUUGAUAGUUUUAAAAAUGGAAAACCGGUAUUAGUUGGUGUUCGAAAGCUGGAACCGCUAAUCGACAACCAUCCACCGAAGGUUACGCUCGACAAAGUUUCGUGUGCUUGGAGUAAAACGUCGGAGAUUCCUGCGCUACAAAACGUUUCGUUAGAUGUUGCUGAUGGGCAGCUUGUGGGUUUAACAGGCCCAGUUGGAAGCGGAAAAACAACUUUACUACUUAGUAUUCUGGGAGAACUUCCCGUAUGUUCUGGUCGAAUUUCUUGUAUCGGAAAAAUGGCUUUCGUAUCCCAAAUUCCUUGGGUCUAUUCAGGCACAGUGCGAGAAAAUAUUGUGUUUGGCAGACAGUUUGUCGCCGAAAAAUACAAUAAAGUUAUCAUGGUUUGUGACCUUGAGAAAGAUAUUAAAUGUUUUCCUAAAGGCGAUCUAACUGAAAUUGGUCAACGCGGAGUCAUCUUGAGCGGUGGUCAGCGUGCUCGAGUAAGUCUAGCACGCGCGAUAUACACUGAUGCUGACAUUUACUUAUUGGACGACCCACUCAGUGCAGUGGAUGCCAAAGUCGGCAAAAAUCUAUUCGAGAGGUGUAUCAAGGAGUUUCUGGGCGGAAGAAUACGCAUUCUGGCUACUCAUCAGCUGCAGUUUCUAAAAAAGACUGACAGCGUUGUGCUGCUUGAGAAUGGUUCGGUUGUAGGUCAAGGGACUUAUAGUCAAGUACUUCAACUCAGCAUGGGCUUUCGCUUUUUUCAGCGUGAAGCGAAAGGAGCCCCCAGUUUGGAGAAAGAUGAUCUUGAAAUGGCUACAGUUGUGUGCAAAGACAAAUCAAUGACUGUCCCUCAAAUAGAAGGUGAAAGAGUGGAUCUCACAGAUGAUGCGGAGGAUAGAAUGAUUGGAAGUGUGAAGUGGUUGUUGUACUGGAAAUAUUUCAGAACUGCACUGCCAACUAUCAUGAUAGCAAGCCUUUCCGUUUUCUUGACUUUUGUACUAGUAUUGUGGAUAGCACCCUUCUGGUGGGUCUCAAGAAUGACAGAAAUGCCAUUUGAAAAGCAAAAAAAUUUCAUCACUCUUUCGGUGUACGGAUCAAUUGCUAUUGCUUCCUUGCUUUUUACAAUCGUAUCCUCUUUCUGUUUCUAUGUCACUGCUUUGAGAGCAUCAGGAAACCUUCAUGACCAGAUGACAAACGCUGUUCUCAAAGCACCAGUUUUAUUCUUUGAUACUAAUCCAGUUGGUCGCAUCUUGAACCGUUUCUCCAAAGAUGUCGGUUGCAUGGAUGACCUGCUUCCAGGAAAGUUUCUCUUUGCCGUUCAAUUAUGUCUUCACUUUCUUGGUGCUACCAUACUUUCAGCGGUAUCCAAUGUUUGGCUCUUCAUUACUUGCACUCCAUUAACAGUACUUUUUAUCUACCUGACUAAAUAUUAUUUGAAAUCCGCUCGAGAGCUCAGGCGACUUGAAGCUAUAACCUGCAGUCCGGUGUAUUCCCUUAUUGCUGAUACAAUGGCUGGAUUAGAGGUGAUAAGAUCAUCUGGGAUGGAGGAUAAUUUUCUGCAAAAGUUUUAUCGAUAUCAAGACAAGAACACGUCUGCCCUGUUUUUGCUGAAGGCCUCAACACGAUGGCUUGCUUUCCGAGGAAAUUGUUUGAGUAAUUUUCUUGUCACUUCUGUGUCGGCUGGAGCUUUGUUUGCAACACAAAACCCAGCUUUGGCGGGAAUGUCCCUUACUUUCGCAGUCGACACGUUGGAAGCAGCCCAGUACGGUAUCCAGGUAGCCUCAGAAACAGAAAACUACAUGACAUCAGUGGAAAGGGUGUUUACCUACACUCAAAUCGAAUCUGAACCUGGAUACAAGCUAGACAGCCUACCUCCUGAGUCGUGGCCAACAAAAGGCACUUUAACAUUGCGAAACUUAUCUUUAUCAUACUUGAAGGGAGCACCACCAACUUUGAACAGAAUAAAUUUAUGUAUCUCUGAUAAGGAGAAGGUUGGUGUGGCGGGUCGUACGGGAGCUGGAAAAUCAUCAUUAGUGACGGCUUUGUUUAGAACACCAGAACCAGAAGGCGAGAUUAUCAUAGAUGGCAUAGAUAUCACGCAUCUCAAUAUACAGGCAGCUCGCAGAUCUAUGGCUGUCAUUACUCAGGAUCCUGUCCUCUUUAGCGGCAGCCUUAGGAAGAACUUAGAUCCCUUCUCCUUAUACAAAGAUCAUGAUCUGUGGAGAGCUUUGGAAGAUGUACAGUUAAGUUGCCUGGUACAACAAUUGCCUGAAAAGCUGGAGUACAAGUUGAAAGAGUCUGGGAGCAACUUCAGUGUCGGCGAGCGCCAGUUGGUCUGUUUAGCGCGUGCACUGUUACAGAAAAGUAAGAUAAUCAUCCUAGAUGAAGCCACAGCUAAUGUCGACUUCAAGACAGACAGACUGAUUCAAGACGUUAUUCGCAACAGAUUUAAAGACUCCACAGUAAUAACCAUCGCCCAUCGCUUGAACACCAUCAUAGAUUAUGAUAAAAUGGUGGUUAUGGAUGAGGGACGAGUGUUAGAGUUUGACAAACCUGAAGUGCUGCUACAAAAUGAGGAUGGAAUCUUUGCUCGUCUUGUGCAUACCCAAAAUGUAACAGCGGCACAUUGAGCUCGGCUUUAAUCGACGAUGGAAUCACACUCACGUUUGCAUUACAACAUAUAUUGGUACCAGUCUCCCUUUCCGCCUUAGUAUAUUUUUAAUUCGUGUUAACCGAGGAUAGUUUUGCAGUUUUCCUUGUAAGGAAUAAUUCCCAUUUGAAAGGAGUUCGUCAGUUAAAUUCUAUGAGAAAGGAGAACGCUCCUUCAUCUCAUCGCAGUAAGUUAAGCUUCUCCCUUAGUUUGAAGAUAGCUCAUUUAAUUUUCAACGUUUUCACAUCGUCUUUUUUGUUUUUACACUUUGGGAACCUCUUAGAAGAAUCGUUUUCUCAGAUGAGUUUGUAACGUCUCAUAAUAGGUAUGAAUAUUGGGCUAUUCGUUUAUUUUAUUGGCAUAAGUAGAAAGAUGUUAUAGUGUAGUACUGAGGCAUAUCAACAACCCACUGACCGUUUUAAAUUUUUUUUAAGUUCAUGAUAGCAGGUAAAAUUAAUUCAUUAUCUUAUAAGGAUAUUGAGAUACCCCGUUCCGACAAACUGGACUUAAGGGUACUCAAAUUCGAGGUCCUGUCGUCUUGUAAAACAUGAAGAGUACGGCGUGGUACUGACAUAAAAGUGAACCUUUAGUAACAGAAAGCAUGAUCUACU
Molecule: messenger RNA, 5632 nt
Organism: Pocillopora verrucosa
Lineage: Eukaryota; Metazoa; Cnidaria; Anthozoa; Scleractinia; Pocilloporidae
Source: RefSeq, a predicted model, not a curated record